This is a messenger RNA of Eremomyces bilateralis CBS 781.70, 778 nucleotides long. RefSeq lists its product as uncharacterized. The record is from RefSeq and is a predicted model, not a curated record. The transcript is spliced from 2 exons. Lineage: Eukaryota; Fungi; Ascomycota; Dothideomycetes; Eremomycetales; Eremomycetaceae. Bases 140 to 628 code for a protein of 162 amino acids.
ACCAGUAUAUAAGGAUUGGGUCGGAGAGAACAGUUACGAUGGAGUCGGACGGAUCACGGCAAACAUAUUUACCACAACUACUAAAGUCAACCCAAAUCAGUUACUGCAUCAGCCAAACCCUCAACACCUCACCAUCGACAUGGCAUACUACUACAUCUAUCCGCCACCUGACCCAUACACGGUCUAUCUCAACCACACCUUCCCCGAACACCACCUCCCCUUAGAAGGCCUGCGUCACAAAAUCGCCGCACCCUUCCACCACAACCGCGACCAAGACCUCCACCUCCCCAAGACCGACGUCCGCGAGACCGCAACCCACUUCUACAUCGAAGUCGAGCUCCCAGGCCUCGACAACGUCGAGCAGAUGCACCUGAAGUGGAAGAACUCUCGGACGCUGGUGCUGGCGGCGCACAUCGGGCGGCCGGCGACGGAGGAGGAGGCGGCAGCGGAGGGCGACGUGAGGCAUCUGGUGCACCAGGUUGUUAAGGAGCGGUUAGUCGGGGAGUUUGAGCGGUCAUUUCAUUUUCCUGUGGAAUUGCAUGCGGGGUUGGUGAGGAUUGUGUUAGCUAAGAUGAAUCCCGAGGAGAUCACGCCGCAGCCGGUUGAAGUGGAGCAUAGUGGACAUUGAGGGGAGGUUUGGGUCUUCUUCGUAUGGGUGAGCGUUGGUUGGAAUAGCGCUUGGGAUCUGAGUAUUUGUUCUUGUGUCGGGAUAUGAUGCAAGCAGUCGUCGUCGUUACCAUUCUGCUUGGGAGGAUUGUGGAAUUUAUGAUACCUAUGG